Molecule: messenger RNA, 626 nt
Organism: Trichoderma atroviride IMI 206040
Lineage: Eukaryota; Fungi; Ascomycota; Sordariomycetes; Hypocreales; Hypocreaceae
Source: RefSeq, a predicted model, not a curated record
UUUUCACAAUGCGCCUCCCUCUCCAGGAUAUGACGCCCAGCAGCAAGCUUUACAGCAGCAACAGCAGCAGCAGCAGCAAUCGCAGCAGUACAUGGGAAUGGCCGAUGCACCGAUGGUUGGGUCUGAUUACGGUCCACACGCGAAUGGCAAUCUCCAGACUAUGCCCGCUGCUUAUGCCACCAACGGCCUGCACAGUCCCGCACCUACGGAUAUAUGCGGAACCGCGAGCCCGGGCUCGAGCAUGGAACAGCGGACUAAUACGUACGCAUACAACUCGUCGCCGUAUGCGUAUUAAAUCACGAGGUAGCAGUGCCUCGUCCACCAGGCCGUUUAAAGUUACAUACACAAAUGACGAGUGUGACCACAUACCGUAGUGGCUGCUAAUCUACGGCGUCGUGUACGGUUGAAUAAUUUUAUUUUCAGGACAGAACGCAUGUGCCCCAAAAUUAUCGGCACCGACGGGUUGCACAUACACUACCGAUCACUAUGCUAUUAUUACCACAAACAACAAGAACUAGCUCUGGCAGCAAGCAAGGUUUUUUUUUUUUUUUUUUUUUAAAGAGCUCCUGCGGAGGCUGGACAGUAGACGAUUACACAAUAACGGCCGGCUUGCAUCAUUUUUCUUU